Molecule: messenger RNA, 2401 nt
Organism: Populus trichocarpa (black cottonwood)
Lineage: Eukaryota; Viridiplantae; Streptophyta; Magnoliopsida; Malpighiales; Salicaceae
Product: type I inositol polyphosphate 5-phosphatase 5
Exons: 9
Coding region: 146-1609 (487 amino acids)
Biological process (GO): phosphatidylinositol dephosphorylation
Molecular function (GO): phosphatidylinositol-4,5-bisphosphate 5-phosphatase activity; inositol-polyphosphate 5-phosphatase activity; phosphatidylinositol-3,4,5-trisphosphate 5-phosphatase activity
Source: RefSeq, a predicted model, not a curated record
UCCAAAGAUUUUCAGUUCAAAAUGGAACAAUAGAAAUGCUUCCAAUGAUGAUGAUGUAGUUGGAUCAGAUGGCACUGGAAUUUCUCUUGAUGUGGACAAGAAGAUUGCAGGAAGGAAGAAAACAUUCAUAGAGCCAUCCCCCCUGAUGAGAAAAAGUUACACAGAAAGACGGAAUAGUACAGGGAUUGAAGGCCUAAACUUAUCAAACAUUGAUCACUCUAUGGCACCAGAAACAGAAAUUAAAGAAUUUAGGAUAUCUGUUGCAACAUGGAAUGUGGGAGGCAAGGCACCCAACCCUGACCUCAACCUUGAAGAUUUCUUGCAGGUUGAGGGAUCUGCGGAUAUUUAUGUCUGUGGGUUUCAGGAAAUUGUUCCACUCAAUGCUGGAAAUGUAUUGGUGAUUGAAGAUAAUGAACCUGCAGCAAGAUGGCUAGCCCUGAUAAGCCAAGCACUUAACAAACCACUGCAUGAUUCUACAAACUAUUCUUCUGACUCAAGUCAUGGUUCAAGAGGUCUGAACAGCAACGAUAAUAAAGACUCGAAGUCACAUAACUUAUUUUACAAGCCUUCACUGAAAGUCCUUGAAAAUUACAGAGCAGAUAGUAGCCUUCUCAAGAUCUGCAAUUGUCAGGAGGAGUCCCAAACACGAGACAGACAGAGAGAAAGAAAGCUUAGUGACCCCAUCCACAAACUAGACUCAGCAAAGGAAACACAUCGCUUUCGUCCGUACAGCUCUGCCGAUAGCAUCCUCUAUAUGCCUGAUAUUCCUUCCUUCCCUUCCUCACUGACCGACAGGACCUAUAACCUUAUUGCAAGAAAGCAAAUGGUUGGAAUUUUUCUCUCGGUGUGGGUUAGAAAGGAAUUGGUUCCUCACAUUGGUCAUCUCAGGGUAGAUUCUGUUGGUAGAGGAAUAAUGGGUCUUCUAGGCAACAAGGGAUGUAUAUCAAUAAGCAUGUCAUUGCACCAAACGAGCUUUUGUUUCGUGUGCAGUCACUUGGCUUCUGGUGAGAAGGAAGGUGACGAGCUAAAGAGGAAUGCCGACGUAGCUGAGAUCCUCAAAAGCACACAAUUCCCCAAGAUUUGCAAACAUAGGCCUUGCCGAGCCACAGAAAGAAUAGUUGAUCAUGACCGUAUAAUUUGGCUAGGAGAUUUAAAUUACAGAGUAGCUUUGAGUUAUGAGGAAACAAAGGUUCUGUUGGAGGAUAAAGACUGGGACACCCUGCUGGAGAAGGAUCAGUUGAAUAUGGAAAGAGAAGCAGGGAGAGUCUUUGAAGGGUUCAAAGAAGGAAGGAUCUCGUUUGCUCCUACUUACAAGUACACACAAAAUUCAGAUUCUUAUGCUGGAGAAAAUGUUAAAUCCAAGAAGAAACGUCGAACACCAGCAUGGUGUGACAGGAUAUUAUGGCGCGGUGAUGGCAUUGAACAAUUGUCCUAUAUUCGAGGAGAAUCAAGAUUUUCGGAUCACAGACCAGUUUGUGCUGUGUUUGCAGCAGAGGUGGAAAUGAGGAACAGAACCAACAGCAGGUUCAGGAAAGGUUACUCAUGUGCUGCUGCAAAACUGGAAUUUGAUAACUGCAUACCCCGAAGGCACAGCUUAUAUGAGUUCUAAUGGUAAACCAAAUUGUACAUUUCAUUAGGUUUCUCAGGAAAACACUUUACCACUUGAAUUAUUUUCUUACCUUACUUGUUUUUGGGUCAUUUUUCUGGAAGAGUCAGCCAACAUAGAGAAAAUUAAUGGCUAGGAGUAUAACUAGGAAAUUACUAACUGCACUUCACAUAUUAUUGUAACGAGGAUUUGUUUAAACACAUGAACAAGCAAAAGAAAAACAGAUCCAAUGAAUUCCUUAAGAAGCUAUCCCCUCGAUAUUGCAAAUUCAAACUAGUUUCGUGGGCAUUUCUUUCUAAUUCUUUGUGCAAGAGCAGAGCAAGAGUGUUGAAAAAUCAUAGAAAGAGUAAUUGCUUUGUUUAUGCUCGGUUGGCUAUCUAAUUUGCUUCCUCGUAUCCCAAAUCCCAGAUUGAAGUCAUUCCUUGUAAGUUCUCUUGUGAUGGAUUUGGAUUCAAGUCCAUGUUUUCUAUAUAUCUUGCUACAUCAAGUGCUCCUUCAAGAAUUCCACUGCACCGGCUGGAAUAGUCUCUGAUUGGUUGCCAGACCCCUCUCCAACCUCUAUCCUAUGUUGAUUUCCAUAAAAAUUAGCCUUCGCUAGCUUCAUAGUUGCCCAAACAGCUAUACAACUCAUUGUCGGUAUUAUCCGUAGUUGCAGUUCCAAAUAUCCGAGGACAUAUCAAGAGUUGAUCAUUCAAGGGGAGAAUGUUUGCAGGAGAAUCAGCGUCUCAAUCGAUAUUUUCUUGGCCUAGUGUAUAUGACAUGUAACUAACUAGGUGGUUGCAUGUAGCACACUAA